UUCUUCAAUACAUCGAGGAUUGGAAAAAUAAAUGGGACAACGAGGAUCUCAGUAGUGCGCGCUUUCCACUUGUGCCAACUUUGUGUAGAGCGCGUCCGAUCAGUGCGCGCAGGGCGCAGAGCGCAGGGAGCUGGAUGAGGCAGGAGACGGCUCACUGAGCUGCAAGAACGCCGGUGUGAGUUUCCCAGAACCAAACUCUCCAAUGUCCCCGGACAGCAUGAUGAUCGCCGGACUUCUGCUCCACGUCUUCUUGCAGGGCAGUUUACUGGCAUCGGCGUCCUUAGACUGUUUAGUGGCGGAGCAGGGCUGCAUCCAGGAGCAGUCCUGCAUGGUACUGUAUCGACUGCUGGAGUACUGCUCGGCUGAGGAGGCGGUGUCGCCUCUGGGACCAGAUGCUCGCCUGGAGUGCUUAGAGGCCCAGAAUUCCUUGCAGAGGUAUCGCCCCCUCCAGGUAUGCAAGUGCCAGCGUGGCUCUCGUAGGGAGGAACAUUGCCUCAGGGUCUACUGGACUGUGAGAUUUGCAGCAUAUGAUGAGUAUGAUGUGUCCCCAUAUGAAGAACUCAAGUUAAAUCUAGUGAGAAACAUUGAAAUGUCUCGCAUGGCGUCCAUCAUGGCAGCUUCCUCUCUUUCUGUGGAUGGCCAAAACCAGUGUCUAAAGGCAGCGCAGGACUGUGGCCUAUAUGAAAAAUGCGGCUCCUUGCGGUCAGAAUAUGUUGUCGCCUGCACCAAGCGAGCAACUUUCUCUGACAACAGCUGCAACCGUCAGAAAUGCCAUAAAGCCCUGCGGCGCUUCCUGGAGCGGGUUCCAGAAGAAUAUAGCUUUGCCCUCCUGUUCUGUCCCUGCUCUGACACUCUGUGUGGGGAGCGCCGUCGCAAGACCAUUGUCCCGUCGUGCUCCUAUGAGGAGAAUGUGAGAGGGGAGGAGCGUAUGGGCAAGCCCAACUGCCUCAGUCUGCAGAACUACUGCUCCAGAGAUGAGCUGUGUAGAUCUCGCUUUGCUGAUUUCCAGCACAAUUGCCAGCCAUCCCUCCUGUCUGCCUCUGGCUGCAUGCGAGAAAGCAGAGCCAUGUGCCUGAAGGCUUACGCUGGACUCAUAGGCACCAUCAUGACUCCCAACUACGUGAGCAACAGCAGCACAGAGGUAUCCCAGUGGUGCACAUGUGAAGGCAGUGGAAACGAAUGGCAGGGGUGUCAGCGCAUCCUGCACAUGUUCAGCAAUAAUAUUUGUCUACGCAAUGCCAUCAGCUCCAUGGGAGUCUCUGCACCUCCUCCUGUGGAAAACACUCCGGUUCCGGCUUCACAGCCGUCCCCACGCAUCUCCCAGGAAAGGGUCCACGUUAGCGUUAACACUAUCCCAGACUUCCACAGUAUGGAGGACAGUGAGGAAGAAGAAGAAGAAGAAGAAGAGCAGGAGGAAGAACAAAGUGAGGAAUUCAAUGUCAUCCCACCGUAUUCUGAGAAGGACUCUAACCCAGACUCGGGGAACAGAGGUAGCCAGCGGGGAGCAGCUUGUCGAGUGUUACCAGUGCUACCAUUACUGCUGCUGCCCACAAUCAACCUGGACUGAGAUUGUUGGGGCUCCUGAGGCCUGUGGCACCUCCACAGCUCAUACUUUACACUUAUUACCAUCUCCACCUCCAUCCCGGCACUUACUGGACUACAGAAGACGGCUCAGAGGAUGAAAUGCUCCCACUUAAGUUUGGAAUGUUUCUUUUUCUUUCUCAUUUUACAGCUUUUAUAGCUUGACUUUAUCUUACGUUUGCAGUUUGUGGACCUGUAAAAUGAAAGAAAUAUGAAUUCAUGACUGGAUUGAAAAGCACCGUCCGGUUCAAUAAGUCUAUUUCCAGCAUUUUUUCAGUCAAAGUACAUCCCCUCCUUUAACGGGAAGCACAUUGCUUCGGGUCACAUUUGCUAUAUGUGCUUCCAAAAAUCAUAACCAGCUGACUCCACAGCAACCAUGCCCAAGCAAGGCUUUUAAUUUCUAUUUCAUGACUCAUGUGACAUCGGCUUUUUCGUACCCCCUUCAGCAUUUCCUUUCCUUCCACCAUACUGAUUCAGAUACUCCACUUUACAACAAGCUAUUAAGGGGCUGCACCACACUUAAAAUCCUUUGUGCUUUUUUAAAAGAUAUUUAAAAAAAUGGCAAGAUGUGAACCAGUGUGCAGUCACAGCGGGCAUUAUUUUAACCCUUGGUUCUAUACUUCUUUCUUUUUUGUGCGUGGCCACUUCUUUUCUUAAUGCAGCACUCGGUAUUAUUCCUGUCAGCGUGAGCGACUGAGGAUUCAGCCACAGGCAAAAGUAAUGAGAUCAAAUUGUACUGUAGAAACGACGAACAAAGAAAAGCAACAUAAGCAAUUAUGGCACAAUCAAAAUGGCUCAGCAUGCAGGAAAAGUCUGGGAUCAGGCUCAGGGGAGGAGGUAACCAAUUUUACUGCUGUCAGACCCUCGUGUGUUUUAUCCUUAAGAGACGUGUUUUUACUGCUCGCUCCCCAUCAUGUGCUUUAGAUAUUGUGCAGAAAAAAGGGACGAACGCAGGAGGUUGAGCAUCACACCGAGCUCUCUGCCACAAGUAUGUUUUGCUGAUGUUAAAAGUUUGUUUCUGACUCAUUUUCUAAGGAAAUUACACUGCUACAGGAUUGUUGUUAAUGUGAAAAAGUGACUUCAGGCAAAAGAGACAAACUUACCUGGUUUGAAGAUAGUGUAGAUGCUUCUGAGCACUACAAGGUGACUGCAUAAUGUGGG
Molecule: messenger RNA, 2742 nt
Organism: Thalassophryne amazonica
Lineage: Eukaryota; Metazoa; Chordata; Actinopteri; Batrachoidiformes; Batrachoididae
Product: GDNF family receptor alpha-4-like
Exons: 8
Coding region: 203-1567 (454 amino acids)
Biological process (GO): nervous system development
Cellular component (GO): external side of plasma membrane; signaling receptor complex
Molecular function (GO): signaling receptor activity
Source: RefSeq, a predicted model, not a curated record